Messenger RNA from Tigriopus californicus, 1140 nucleotides. Its product is annotated as nuclear hormone receptor FTZ-F1 beta-like. The transcript has a single exon. NCBI's taxonomy places the organism in Eukaryota, Metazoa, Arthropoda, Copepoda, Harpacticoida, Harpacticidae. The record is from RefSeq and is a predicted model, not a curated record. Gene Ontology annotation, molecular function: nuclear receptor activity; zinc ion binding; RNA polymerase II cis-regulatory region sequence-specific DNA binding. The coding region runs from base 1 to 1140 and encodes 379 amino acids. Gene Ontology annotation, biological process: cell differentiation; positive regulation of transcription by RNA polymerase II; negative regulation of transcription by RNA polymerase II.
AUGAGCUUGGCAGACAACGGCUCGAACCAUUAUCCUAUCAGGAAAGCAAGAAUUUUGAGUAACUUCUACAUUCAGCAGCCUCAGAAUGAAGCCAUCAUAUCCAAUGAAGAUGACAGUGACGAAGUCAAAAUCUUACAUGUUGUCCCCAGUCGCUUGGCUGUUCCCAUGAAGGAUCUUCCUCCUACUCUUCCUUCUCCAAGCCCUGGUUCUUCCUCAUUCACCUCAAUGGGACCAGGGGCAUUACCUCAGGAAACCCCUAACCUCAGCCGUCCCAAAAGUUUACCGAUCCAAUUGUCUUUGCGGUCAGAGUUGACACCCAGUUCUAUUCUUGAUCCCCCGGGUCCCUCAUUCGAAAGUAGCCCUGUGCCUAGGAUUGCUCAUUCACCAGAAAAUGUACCCAAUCAUUCGCCACAAACUUUGAAAGUGGUUCAAAAAGUGGCGGAUGACACUUGGAUUGAAAUCAAUUUGCCCUAUGACACCUUGGAGGAUGGAGAGCGCUUGAAACGGAUGUCAAGCACUAUCGAGACCCUCGCCACAUCCUAUAGGAACAUCUUAAGCUCGUCCCCUUCUCAGGCAAAUUGUUCUUGCCCACAAGCAUCGGGUCCGAGAAACGCUUGCCACUCUCAAUUGGAUACAGCUGAUGUUGUUCCAGGAUCUCAAAGGCCGCCACAGCCGAAGAAGGCGAACAAGCCGGCCAAGCGGCCAAUGCAUUUCGUUCUCCAGGAUCCGAGCGAUGAUCGUGAGGAUCUCCCGGUUAUGGAGAAACGAAGGUGCUCCAUUUGCACUGCUUCAGUUGAAAGUUUUCAUCUGAAUUAUGGAGUUAGUUCAUGUUACAGUUGCCGAGCUUUCUUUCGAAGAUCGGUGCAGAAGAAUAUUCACCCCAUGUUCGUGUGUCAUUUUGGACGGCGAUGUACUCUAAACCCGUAUAAUCGGAGUGACUGCCGGAAAUGCCGCUUUCAAAAGUGCCUGGACCAAGGCAUGAAAACAACCUCGGUUUUGAGCCAUGGCCAGAAAAUGGUGCGAUUCCGCAAGCACAUUGGUCUCAAGCAGGCGGAACAAUUCCAAGGAAAUCAAAGGACCUCAAUAUCUCUUCGAUCUUUCCGAAAGCCAAAAAAACAAUCUGGUUUGCGUUCCGUGUAA